AUGCAAUUUUCGUACACAGACAAACGACUGCAGGAAAUAAGGUUAAAGCAAAUGUCAGACUAUGUCUGUCAAAAACUAAUUGAAUUUGCUCAAAAUGGGUGGCCUGAAUCAGAGUUAUGUGAAAUUUCAAAAUUGUAUUGGAAAUUGCAAGGUGAAAUUACUGUAAACAAUGGGUUGUUGAUGAGAAAUGACAGGCUUAUUAUUCCAUCUGAAUUGAAAACAGAUAUUUUGUUACAUGAGGCCCACCAAGGGAUCAAUAAAUGUAGAUCAAGGGCAAAAGAAUCUGUUUUGUGGCUAGGAAUAAGCAAAGACAUUGAAAAUCUUGUUAAAGGGUGUGAUACUUGCGCUAAAAUGCAAAACGAAAAAAGAGAGCCAUUGAUUGCUAAACCUUUUCCGGACAGGUGUUGGUCGAAGUUAGGUUCAGAUUUGUUUUAUUGGCGCGGUUGCACAUAUUUGCUGGUGAUAGAUUAUUAUUCUCGCUACAUUGAAAUAGCUAAACUCAGUUCACUGUCGUCAGCGACUGUUGUUGCGCAUCUCAAAUCAAUCUUGUCACGUCAUGGACUAUGCGACACAAUAGUCACGGACGGAGGUCCGCAAUAUGUUUCGGAUACUUUCAAAAAGUUUUGUGCUGAUUACGAUAUUGAGCACAUAACCUCAAGUCCGAGGUAUCCUAUGGGUAAUUCAGAAGCUGAACGUGCCGUACAGACUGUCAAACGUCUGCUGAACGCGUGUGAUGAUCCGUAUCUCGCUUUGUUGACAUAUCGGGCUACUCUGUUGCAAAAUGGGCUUUCACCAAGUCAAUUGUUAUUUGGGCGUCAGAUUAAAACUACACUCCCUCAAGCGCCACAAAAGCUUGAUCCAAAAACGGUAAAUUCUAGAGAGAUACAGCAGAAAGAAAAGAAUUACCGUAAUUACUCAAAAGAAAAAAGAAAAUUACGACAGGUCUAG
Messenger RNA from Mercenaria mercenaria, 948 nucleotides. RefSeq lists its product as uncharacterized. The record is from RefSeq and is a predicted model, not a curated record. The transcript has a single exon. The coding region runs from base 1 to 948 and encodes 315 amino acids. NCBI's taxonomy places the organism in Eukaryota, Metazoa, Mollusca, Bivalvia, Venerida, Veneridae. Gene Ontology annotation, biological process: DNA integration. Gene Ontology annotation, molecular function: nucleic acid binding.